AUGGCAACCUCACUUCUGAAAAGCACACCCAACGUGAUCCACAGACGCCAAAAUCAUUUCGCAUUCUUCUCCAAUAGCUCAAGUGCAAGAAACAGUGUCCCCGUUUCGCAACAGAGGAGAUCGCGUUCGUUCCCUGUAGUGUCAAUGUCAGCCACGCCGGUUCAAACAUCUCUCGUAAAGUCUGCACCUUCAUCCACAAAUACGGGUCUUCCAAUAAUGGUUAAUGCGUGUACUGGAAAAAUGGGAAAGGCUGUGAUUAAUGCGGCAGAAGCUGCUGGACUGCAUGUUGUUCCUGUGUCGUUUGGGUGUGAAGAGGAGUCUGGAAGGACUUUUGAUAUAGGUGGAAAGGAGUUUCUUGUGCAUGGUCCUUCUGAUAGGGAGAAUGUUCUUGCAUCUGCCCUUGAAAAAUAUCCAAAUUUGAUUGUUGUGGACUACACAAUACCAAAUGCGGUUAAUGGAAAUGCUGAGUUAUACUGUAAGGUUGGGGUGCCCUUCGUGAUGGGAACCACUGGUGGAGAUAGGGACUUGUUGCAUAAGACUGUUGAAGACACAAAGAAUUAUGCUGUGAUAUCCCCACAAAUGGGAAAACAGGUUGUUGCUUUUCUUGCAGCUAUGGAAAUUAUGGCAGAACAAUUUCCUGGAGCCUUCUCAGGGUAUUCCUUACAGGUACUGGAGUCCCAUCAAGCAAGCAAAGUUGAUGCAUCUGGAACUGCCAAGGCUGUAAUUUCUUGCUUCAACAAACUGGGGGUGUCUUUUGAUAUGGAUCAGAUAAAAUUGAUCAGGGAUCCCAGGCAACAACUUGAAAUGGUUGGAGUCCCAGAGGAGCAUUUGUCUGGUCAUGCAUUUCAUAUGUAUCAUUUGACAUCACCGGAUGACACGGUUACAUUUGAAUUUCAACAUAAUGUUUGUGGUAGAUCAAUAUAUGCAGAAGGCACUGUUGACGCUGUGUUGUUUCUUGCUAAGAAGAUUGAAGCAAAGGACCAGAAGAGAUUGUAUAAUAUGAUUGAUGUCUUGCGAGAGGGUAAUAUGCGAUGA
This is a messenger RNA of Sphenostylis stenocarpa, 1035 nucleotides long. The record is from the annotation of a GenBank genome assembly. NCBI's taxonomy places the organism in Eukaryota, Viridiplantae, Streptophyta, Magnoliopsida, Fabales, Fabaceae.